AUGGCUCCUCACGAAGAUGGAGAGAAUAACUUCUCCGAUGACGAUUUUCUUAACGAUAUACCAGCAGAUGCCCUAGAAGAACUUGAGAACAAUGCUAUAGCAUUCACCCAAGCUCAGAUCAAAGCCCCUCCUUCUUCCGAUUAUGGGGAAGAGCUCGACGAUGACGAUUUAGAUGAUGCUGUCGUCGUCGAUGAGGCCAGAAGUGUGCCUGCGGUGGCACCAUAUGUACCUCGAAACAAUGUCAAUCAAGCCACCCAACAAGAACAAUUUCGACAGCAGCAGCAACGUCAUAGGGCAAACAUUGUGAACAGGCCUAGAAAUUAUAUCGCUCCUCCUCGUUCCCGACAACCAGACGUCUUACAACAGCCAAUUCCAAAUCCAGUUUCACGAGAGACUUCGAACCUUUCUCGGUUGGAGAGUCAAUCAGUUGUAGAUGGUGAUAAUGAGGCCCUCAAAAAGUUGGUGCAAGAGUUGCAACAAAAAAAUAAAGCUCUCGAACAAGAAGCUCUAUCAAAAAAUGGCGAAAUCUCUAUUCUACGUGGGAAGAUGGACAAAUCGCAAAAGGAAUAUGAACGCACACAAGCGGCAAAAGAGAAGUUACACGCGGAGCAAUUGGCAAAGCUACAGAAAGAUAGGGAGGCUGCAGAGAUUGCUGCAAGAAAUGCUGCAAUUGAGCGAGAUUUCACAAAGCAAGACUUAUUUGAAGAAACCGAACGAGCCAGGAAGUUAGGUAAAACUAAAAAUGCGAAGGAUCCACAAGUUAUGACUCCGAAGAAAACAGAGCCGAUGCCAUUCAGGGAUGGGUUCGAUGAUGAUGAAAUCGAGGUGAUUUCUCCUAGUAAAAUGUCCCCAUCGAAGUUUCAGAAACGUCAACCUGGUACACCAUCAAGGGCAGCAAAACGGAAACGCAAGGCAAACGAUAGCCCUUCAGCUAGUGCUUUGGAUAUGGUUCCUGUUCCAGACCAACCUUCACAACCCCAAAAGCUUCCUUUCUUGGACGAAUCAAUAUUAGAGAGGCUUGUUUUGCAGGAUGAUCGAUCGGAUUUCCUCGCGGCAAUGCUAGAUCAUCGACCUGAUCGUGAACACUUGAGGACUCUUGAAGCAUUUAGUAAGUAUGCUUUACCAUCGUCCCCCAAUGAAUACUUUUCAUCUCAGAUUCUUGGAGAGAUUCCAAGAAUUGGUACAAAAAAGCCUAUAUCAGAGGUACCAUCUGAGUUCUGCUUGUUUCUAAUAGAAUUAUGGUCUAAGUGUAUGGAUGAAAGCUAUUAUACCCCUGUUUACUUGUUUGUGGAUAUUCUCACAUUUGCGCUCGAGAUCAAAACUCUCUCCAUCGUACCGCAUGUAAUCGAUCAACUCAUUCCCUUGGUACAAAAAACUGCUGAUCUCGUGGCGAUCCCUCGCUUCAAAACCGAGUCACCCCAUCCUUUUGAUAAAGACAUCAAUGUAUCCGCUUGUUUGGCUCUCAUUCACCUCGCUGCAUUGGGAUGCGUCCCCGACCCGGAGCAGAUCACUAGAUUUUGGAAAUUGAUGCGAUGGGACUUUGUUCUUCUCAUGCUUAGUCAGAACCAGCUAGUGGCAGAUUUUGAGUGGAUGCUGCGAAUUCUAUCUACUGGUGUUUUGAAAAAUAGUUUCGGUAGCAAUGUGGAUGAUAAUCCAAAGUUGAGAACAUCAGCAAAUGCCAGUCAUAUCAUAGAACGUCUGACAUAUCCACUAUUCGAGGUACCCUGGUUCCCCUCGAGCGGGACCAAGGUUGACGCCGAUGUCGUCCUAAAACUACGUCUGCAAAUAAUUUUACUGUUGACUGGUAUGACUCGGUCACCAUAUGCUGGAAAUGCACUUGUUUCCCAUCCAACUGCAAUUGGCAGAAUCGUCAGUUUGAUAAGCGAUGAAUUAGAUGGCCUAUAUGACCAUAAAUCUGGCCGUGAGGAGAGUGCUCGUCUCAUAAGUCUCGCAACUCGGCUUCUGUUCCAUCUUGUCACUCGAUACGAAUUCGAUAUGCAAAAGAAAUUAUCAGUCAUUCGUGGGGGGUCACAGAAAUACCUACUCUGUUUGGCUAGGCUUAACUUUUCUGAGGAUGAUUUAGUUUUUGAGUCCGGUAUUGAUCCAGAUAUCCCCGGAUGUGCACUAGAAAUGUUGGAAAUGGUCGUAACGCCCGAGGAAGGAGAAGCUAUACAAGAAGCUUUGUCAAAUGGGUGA
Sclerotinia sclerotiorum 1980 UF-70 is the source of this 2196-nucleotide messenger RNA. RefSeq lists its product as hypothetical. Bases 1 to 2196 code for a protein of 731 amino acids. The record is from RefSeq and is a predicted model, not a curated record. NCBI's taxonomy places the organism in Eukaryota, Fungi, Ascomycota, Leotiomycetes, Helotiales, Sclerotiniaceae. The transcript has 3 exons.